Molecule: messenger RNA, 6268 nt
Organism: Acipenser ruthenus (sterlet)
Lineage: Eukaryota; Metazoa; Chordata; Actinopteri; Acipenseriformes; Acipenseridae
Product: eIF-2-alpha kinase GCN2
Biological process (GO): regulation of translational initiation by eIF2 alpha phosphorylation; DNA damage checkpoint signaling
Cellular component (GO): cytosol
Molecular function (GO): eukaryotic translation initiation factor 2alpha kinase activity; ATP binding; protein binding
Source: RefSeq, a predicted model, not a curated record
AUGGAGCGCAGGGGCACCGAGGCCACAGAGGGUGCCGAUGCGCAGGGCUUAAAAGCCUCUAAGGCGUCGAGGCGCCGAGUCCUCGAGGCACAGAGAGUGUCGAAGCACCAAGGUACCGAGGCUCUGGGGCAGCGUGGCACCGAAGGCGCUACUGCAAAGGACUUGAAAAUCCUCAAGGCGUUGAAGUGCCGAGGAUACCAAAGCACAGAGGCUAUGGAGCACCGAGUUUUUGUGAAAAGCGUCCUAGAAGAGAAUAAUGAAUAUACUGAUAGUCAGGAUAAUGAACUGGAAGCCCUUGCUUCCAUCUACGGAGAAGAUUUUCAGGAUCUACGGAAAAGUCUACCGUGGAAGGUUAAACGUCCACCAGAGGUUUUCUUAUCCCUGCGUCCUCAGGGUUUGACAAGUCGUCAGGAGACUUAUGUCACCAUUGAUCUGUGGGUACAAUGCCCACCUACAUACCCUGAUGUGCCCCCAGAAGUUGAGUUGAAGAAUGUCAAAGGGCUGUCCACUGAGAACCUGCAGAACCUCCAAUCAGAGCUGAAGAAGUUGGCAGCAGAACUCUGUGGAGAGGUAAUGAUAUUCCAGCUUGCUGAGCAUGUGCAGUGUUUUCUGAGUGAGCACAACAUUCCACCUCCCAAGUCGUUCCAUGAAGAGAUGCUGAAGAACCAGCAGCGUCGGCAGGAGAAGCUAGCACAAGAACAACAGCAGAGAAUUGACCAGCAAAGGAAGCAUGAGGAACAAAUGCAAAAUGAAUUUCGGGCUGAAAUACAGAGACAAGAGGAAGAGAAGAAAGAAGAAAAGAAAAGGAAAGAAAUGGCCAAACAGGAACGUUUGGAAAAUGCUGCUAUGACCAGACCAGAAAGCCCCAAGCUGGUAUGUGCCAGUGGAGGAACAGCGGACCAACCAGAAGCCAAACGAAGGGGGAACAAUCGAAGACGAGCCCACUCCAGUGGACAUUCCAGAAGGGACAGACAGCAUUCCUGUUGUAGUAAUGAGGAAAGCACCAGACCACUUGAAGUUUUGCAAUUUAGUGCUGGAUCAAGGGGUGAUAUCACUGUGUUCAGAGGAAAGUGCAUUGGGGAGAGUGAGCAGCUGGGACGCAGGGUUUACUAUGCCUUCGAGGCAACCUCAGGAGACUUUGUGAUUGUGUACGAAUGGAUUCUGCAAUGGAAUAAGAAGAUGGGGAAGUUUUUCACAACCCAAGAAAAGGACAAAAUUGAAAAGUGUAAGAAGCAGAUUCAAGGAGCAGAGAGUGAACUAAAUUCAUUAUUAAAACUGGAUCACCCAAACCUUGUACAUUAUACUGCCUUGAGCCACAGAGAGCAUGAGGACUCCAUUGUGAUAAACCUCUUGGUAGAACACAUCAACGGAUCCAGUCUCUCCUGCAGUCUCAGCAAAAGCACUCCACUUCCGAUUGACCAAAUCCGUAACUAUGCAUCGCAGCUUCUCACUGUGCUCGACUUCCUCCACAGCAACUCCGUAGUUCACAAAGUGUUAUCCGGUGUUUUAGUGGACAGUGAGGGCAAUGUGAAGCUGACAGACUACAGUAUUUCCAAACGCCUGGCUGAGAUUUGUAAGGAGGACAUUUUUGAGCAAACGAGGGUGCGCUUUUGUGAAGAUGCUCUACCAAGAAAGACUGGGAAGAAGGGAGAUGUGUGGAAUCUGGGGCUCUUGUUGCUUGCACUUAGCCUGGGCAAAGAAGUGAAGCAGUAUCCACUAACUGUUCCCUCUAGCUUGCCAAGUGACUUCCAGGAUUUCCUGCACAAGUGUGUUUGCGUAGAUGACACAGAGCGAUGGAACACUCAACAGCUACUGGAACAUGCAUUUGUAAAUCCUCCGCUAGUGAAAACACCAUCACAGCUCAAAGAAGACAGCCCGGAAGAGACAGGAAUAGACUUUGUUUCAACAAUGACACCCAGCAAUUAUAUCCUAAAUGCUCCUUUUGGUCCAGAAAUACAUAAGCAGUUUUCGCGGUAUUACACUGAGUUUGAGGAACUGAAGCUUCUUGGGAAAGGGGCAUUUGGAGCAGUUAUUAAGGUCCAGAACAAACUGGAUGGCUGUUCCUACGCUGUGAAACGAAUUCAAGUGAAUCCAGCAAGCAAGCAGUUCCGCAGAAUAAAGGGAGAAGUCACUUUACUUUCUCGACUCAAUCAUGAAAACAUUGUGCGUUACUACAACGCAUGGAUUGAAAAACAACAGAUGCCCUCUAGUGGUGUCCUAAGCAAUGAAAGCUCAGAAGAGAAGACUUCCAAUGCCAGUCCUCUCCAGGAUAAGGUAAACGAGCUGGGGUUGAUGGACAAUGUGGAAGACAAUGCCCCUCCUCCUGCUUUGGCGAGCUCCGUGGAGUGUAGUACCACUGUUGAGAAGUCCUCGAGAGCCAAACGUGGUGGAGAAGAUCAGGAGUCCAGUGAUGAUGAAGAUGUGUUCUGCGCCUCUUUCCGCGCCUAUAACAGUGACUGCGACAGUGACAUCAUAUUUGCAAAUGGGGAUGGCAGCAGAGACGGUCACUCACAGGAGGAAGAAAGUAAGAGGAAUGCUGCUGGCCCUUUGUCUGCUCCAGAGAGCAGUGAGGAGGAGAGACCAGUCCUGUUGACAGUCCACUAUCUGUACAUUCAGAUGGAAUACUGUGAAAGAAGCACUUUAAGAGAUACCAUCGACCGAGGGUUAUAUCAGGACAAUAGCCGUCUUUGGAGACUUUUCAGAGAAAUCCUUGAUGGGCUGGCAUACAUCCAUGAACAGGGAAUGAUUCACAGAGACCUGAAGCCUGUUAAUAUCUUUCUUGAUUCCAAUGACCAUGUGAAAAUAGGAGACUUUGGAUUGGCUACAGAUCAUCCAGCUAAUGUGGCUGCAGACAAGUGUGAAGUAGAAGACAAUGUCCAUGUUAUCAAACAAGAUGCAACAGACAAUAUGACUGGAAUGGUUGGCACAGCCUUAUAUGUGAGCCCAGAAGUUGAAGGCAGUACCAGAGCUGCAUACAAUCGGAAAGUCGACCUGUUUAGCCUGGGAAUUAUCUUCUUUGAGAUGUCUUACCGUCCAAUGACUACUGCCUCAGAAAGGAUCUCUGUGCUCAGUCAGCUGCGCCUGGUAAGCAGAGCAUGUAUCCCUUUUCCUGAAGAUUUUGAUUAUGACAAAACUGAGACAGGUACCCAGAGACGGGUCAUUACUUGGCUUUUGGAACACGAUCCAGCCCUGAGGCCGACAGCCGCAGAGCUGUUGAAAAGCGAGCACCUGCCUCCCUCCCAGGUGGAGGAAUCUGAGCUGCAUGAGGUGUUGCACCACACGCUGGCUAACCUGAAUGGAAAAGCCUACCGCAACAUGCUCAAUCUGCUCUUCUCACAAAAUAUCUCACCAGUGAUGGACUACACGUAUGACAUUGACCUCUGCAAGGGAAGUUAUUCAUCCCAUGGUGCCAAACUACAGCAAUAUGUAUAUGAAACAGUAACCAGGGUCUUUAAAAUGCAUGGAGCGGUAAAAUUGCAAACCCCUCUUUUUAUGCCAAAGAAUAAGAAAUUGUAUGAGGGCAUUGAGGUUGCAUGUUUCAUGGACCACAGGGGGAUGCUUGUGAUGGUGCCAUAUGAUCUCAGGAUUAUGUUUGCAAGAUUUGUUGCAAAAAACAACAUUACAAACUUGAAAAGAUACAGUAUUGAGAGAGUGUUCCGUCCCCGGAAGUUAGAUCGCUCUCAUCCCAGAGAGCUAUUGGAAUGUGCCUUCGAUAUCGUCACAUCAACAACAAACAGCCUUUUACCAGAGGCAGAGACGAUAUACACUAUAUCUGAAAUCAUUUACGAAUUUCCAGUACUUCAGGAAAGAAACUACAGCAUUUACCUAAACCACACCUGCCUCCUUAAAGCGAUAUUGCUACACUGUGGAAUACCUGAGGAUAAACUAAGUCAAUCUUCCACUAUUCUAUAUGAAGCAAUGAGUGAAAAGCUGACAAGACAGGUGCUUGAAGCCAAAUUUUGCAAUCUUUCACUGUCAACAAAAAGUCUGCAAACACUCUAUAAGUAUAUAGAUCAGAAAGGGGACCUGCCGGAACUGAGCCCAUUAAUAAACACCCUGACCAAGCAGAAAACAGCCGUCGCUCAGCUGGCAAAACAGGGCAUGAAGGACCUGGAGGAGGUCACUGGGCUCUUAAAGAAACUAGGUGUGAAACUGCAGGUGGUCAUCAAUCUCGGUCUGUUCUAUAAAGUUCAGCACCACAGCGGGAUCAUUUUUCAGUUUGUAGCGUUUGUCAAGCGAAGGCACAGGACAGUACCAGAUAUUGUGGCAGCUGGUGGAAGAUAUGAUCACCUGAUCCCACAGUUCAGAGGACCCGAGUUAUCAGGACCAAUCCCUUCUGCUGUAGGAGCCAGUUUAGCUCUGGAAAAAAUCUGUGCUGCUCUUGCUAGCAUGGAAGAACCUCCUUCAAUAAGCUGCUGUGACAUGCUGGUGGUUUCUGUUGGCCAGGCGUCGAUGGAUAGAGCUAUUAAAAUCCUUCAGAAACUCUGGACAGCUGGGGUGUCGGCUGAUGUCAUGUACGAUGUGUCGCAGUCACAAGAAACUGUGCAGGAACAUUGCAAACAUGUUGGAAUCGCCUGUGUAGCAUUCGUUUCUGAAAAAGAGGGAAACUACAUCAAGGUCAAAUCAUUUGAAAAGGACCGGCAAUCAGAAAAGAAGAUUUUAGAGACAGAUUUAGUGGACCACCUCGUUCAAAAAUUCAGGACCAAAUUUUCUGAUGACGGGUUUACCAGAGAUGUAUCUGAAAAUGGUGCCCUCCAGAACCCCAAAGCAUCACUUCUGCUUACUUCAGGAUCAUCUGAGCCAUAUGGAAGCCGCACAGUGCUGAAUGUGAAUGUUGUCGCGCCUGAAAAAUUGUCUGCCAGCGCAAGAAGACGAUAUGAAACGCAGAUACAAUCAAGACUGCAGAAUAUGGCCAGUAAUUUUCAAAACAAAUAUAAUGACAUGGAAGUGUUAGCAAUUGACUUGCCCAAGGAAAUGUUAAUACACUUCUUGACACUUGAGUAUGAUGGGGACGAGCAAAUGUUUUAUGCAAGUGUGAAACAGUUGCUCUCUCGACUGCCAAAGCAACGAUAUUUAAAAUCAAUCUGUGAAGAAAUUCACCAGUUCAAAAUAGUUAAGAGGGUGGCAGUGCUGGUUUUGUACAGCUAUAAAGAUGAUUACUACAAGGUUCUCUCUUAAACUUUAACAAAACAGAUUUCCACGAAGAGCAAAAUCCUUAGUGUUUUUUUCUGCCUUCUGUAUUUUCUUCAUGUUUAUACAUAUGUUUAAAAUGUUAGACACACUUGCAUACUGUAGAUUGCAAAAGGAGGAGAUGUGUAAAAACAUUUGAUUCAUGGUUAUAAAAUAACUAUCUUUUUAUUAAAGAAUAUUGCUUACAUGGUUGCAAAGAGGCUGUGUGAACAUAAACUUCUCUUGUUGAACCAGGAUAGUAAUGAGAUGUAUUUCAGUCGUUUUUAUAAAAAAAAUAAAUAAAAAAACGAAUACAAACAAAAGGUGGUCUGCUUACCUUAAAAAUGAUUAUGCUAAAUAAAGUAUUCUUAGUUUUUUUUUUUUAGGUUCUUGGUCCAACGGCACUAAAUUUAAAGUCACUGAUGUUUGUGGAUGUCCAUAGGCUGUAGCAAGCUUUUGGAUUUGAAUUAUUUACAGUUUAUAGGCUGAAGUAAAGUAAUUGUAGCCAACAAAAGCAUGACAUCUGGCCCUACACUAGGGGCAAGUGAAACUGUCUGCACCUCUUGAGCACAUACUUACCUGUCAGUAACCAAUCAGCUGUUUUCCCUGAUGACUGUCAUGCUUUGACCUUGAAGGCACUGCAAGGGGGAAUUGACCAAGGAAGUAAAGCAGUAACAGACUUCCUGGAGGGCAAGGCAAGCAACCUGAGAACUUCCUUGAACUUGUACCAGGUGUCAUGAUUUCAAAUGUGUUUAUUCAGAACUGCACAUUUGAACCCUAUAUAGUGAAUAAAUAUCUGCGAACAUCUCAAACCCCUGAGCAGAUGCUGAGACAUGUUAAUUUGUCAUCCAAGAUUUGUGCAAUGUGGGGCCUGUGAAAGUUUAUCAUUGAACUAUACCUAUUCGUGCCAUAUUGACACUGGCAUUGCCUAUGGCUGUUCAACAGUGUGGUGCAGAGAGCUUCGUCUGCUCUUCAUUAACAGCCAAGCUAACCUGGGCAAUUUGCCACCCAUGAACCGGAAAAAAGGCUCUUUCAAAACAAGUUUCAAAUAAGAGCCCACUCAGUUUUCAAACGAGGGGUAUUUAACCCUUUCAGUUCU